UGCUACUUUAGUUCACUUUGAAGUCUCUUACCGUUUUUUUCCGCGUUCAAAGAAAAUCGUUUUUCCGUGGAAAAUUUGUGAGAAAACUCAAUUUUGUGCACCACAAACAAUGGAUGAGAUAAGGGGGAAUGUGAGGCGUCUAUUGGAACUCAGCUAUAGCUUCAAUAGGGAGCAUGAUGAGGAAAUAAAGCGAAUUGAGGAGGAGGCUACAGAGAGAUUCCUGAAGAAUCUUCCCUUCGUGGCGCAAACAAAGAAGAAGAAAACUUGCCAGGAUGAUUCGCAAAAAGAAAAUGAAUCCGUGAAUAAGAGAGUUCAAGCUGUGAACGAUCAAGCAUCCCUUGAGAGCUCUGGUGCUCCUCUACGUCCGGUGCGAACGGCUAAAUUGAAUGCCAGUAAGAAUCUCAAGGAGCCCGAUUUGGCCAAGAAGAUGCGUCAACCCUCAUCACAGGAUCCACUCCUGAAUGCAAUUAAGGAGGAACCCAUGGAUAUUGUCCAAGUGAAGCGUGAAGCAAGCACUGGGAAGAAGGUGAAGCAGGAGAAAAUCUCACUAAUGCCACCCCCACCACCACCAACUGAGGCACCAGCACCGAGAACUAGCAAGGAUUCCGAGGACAAUUCUGUGGAACUCAUGGCACCAGUUGGGGAAAUUGUUGAAAUUCUUUCGGACAAUGAGGCAGAGAAGAUGCCUCCACCGGCUCUUCCUGCGCCAAAGGCACGCAAAGCCCGGACAAAGAAGAAGAAGGCCUCCAAGGGAAAUGUCUCCGUAGAGCGUCCCAUUCGUGAGUCUCGCAUUAAAAAGGAAGCCCCCACUAAGAGUAGUGAUCUUCUUACUGUAAAUACUAGCUCUGGCAGUAGGCAAAAUUCCCGAAAAGCAUCAGCUGAGUCACACUACGAAGAUGCCCUGACUGAUGUAGAAGUCCCUUCGGUGCCAUCGGAUGCAACACAAGUCAUUGAAAGACAUGAAAAUGUGGAAAAGUCAUCAACUGCACUGAAUGCUACAUUUGAUAUUGCUGAAGGUGGGCAGAAGGAAGCAGCUGGUGCUACUGCUGCUCACAAUAACAGCAUCAUGACGGAGGAUAAUUCAAUUGAGCUCCCACCGGAAGCUUCUCCAGAGCCGCUGCCACAGAAAUCAGCCACAAAGAAGAAGCAUCCGCAUGAGUUAUUCAAUCCGUGUGUUCAGAGUCCUCUUAGAACUAAAGUGGAGGCAUUUGAGCGUCAUGCAGCCGCUUCGGCCCUUCCAAUUGCCACGGGACCUGCAUCCGGGUUGCGUGGCAAGGGGACACAGGGGCGCACGAUGCAGGGAACUCCAAUUAGUGCCAAGGGAUCGGGCGCAGUGCUGCAGAAAUGUGCUUCAACAUCCAAACUUGCUGACUUCUCGGCCAUUGUUGCGGGUGCGAAGAAGAAGUCCAAAGCUGGCACAUCAUCCGCAUCGAAGGCUACAACACGAUCAGCAAGUGCUGAAGACACCAAGAGGGGUUUGAAUGCACUUCAGCAGUUGGCCGAAGAGAAGCGCCGGAAGCGCGAGGAGAGGCACAAGCAGGCCCAAUUGGCGCGUGAGGCAAAGGAACGCGAGAAGGAAGAGAAGUACAAGCGUCUAAUGCUGGAGCAGCAGGAACGGGAGGAGAAGCAGCGUGCGGAACGCAUAAAAGCUCUCAAGGCGAAGACUGCGCAGGAAAAGGAACAAGCGCGCAAAAUGGAGGAACUGCAGAAGCUGAAAAUGCUGAAAUAUCGCGUGGCUGAGACUCCAAAGUAUGGCUUUGAGAUGCUCGCCAGUGAUGAUUCAACUGAUGAUGAGGAUAAGGCCGCCCCAAAGCGUCCUCCACCGCCACUCUGGAGCAUGAAGCCACGGAGAAAUCAAUUGAAUGCCAUUCAAGAGCAAAUUCCAGCAUUGCUAAUUGAUAAACUCUUCAUGUGUAAGCCAUUGAAUCCGGAUCUUAAGGAGAUCUUCCCGGAUAUUGAUCCGAGGAAUCUUCAUAGAAACUCUUCGGUCUUGUGGAAGACACCACCAAGGGCUUCGCAAGAUUUCCUUUGAGCAUCUGUAAUGAAGAGAUUUUCGCCCAGUUUAAUGUCUUUACAAAUCUUAACAUUUUUUUUUAUGGAAUUCAAAAUUUAAUUUAAUUUGUUCUUUUUUUAAUUCUGAAAAAAAUUUUGUAUAAAAAAGCAUCAAAAACUUCAAAGCAUUUUCAUUGAAUAUAUUCCAAUUCUAUUAUAUUGAUUAUACUGAAUUGAAUUAUUACUUCAUCAAUAUCAAUUAAAUAAAAAUUCUGAAUUGCUGAAAA
Lutzomyia longipalpis is the source of this 2279-nucleotide messenger RNA. It is a transcript of the gene Incenp, whose product is annotated as calponin homology domain-containing protein DDB_G0272472. The transcript is spliced from 3 exons. The record is from RefSeq and is a predicted model, not a curated record. Gene Ontology annotation, molecular function: protein serine/threonine kinase activator activity. The coding region runs from base 110 to 2032 and encodes 640 amino acids. NCBI's taxonomy places the organism in Eukaryota, Metazoa, Arthropoda, Insecta, Diptera, Psychodidae. Gene Ontology annotation, cellular component: chromosome passenger complex; meiotic spindle midzone; kinetochore. Gene Ontology annotation, biological process: positive regulation of protein serine/threonine kinase activity; mitotic cytokinesis; metaphase chromosome alignment.